Molecule: messenger RNA, 2195 nt
Organism: Oncorhynchus keta (chum salmon)
Lineage: Eukaryota; Metazoa; Chordata; Actinopteri; Salmoniformes; Salmonidae
Product: F-box/WD repeat-containing protein 7-like
Exons: 5
Coding region: 1229-2122 (297 amino acids)
Source: RefSeq, a predicted model, not a curated record
CACUCACUCGCAUAUUUUUCAGCUUUCGCUGGCUCAGUGCCAGUGUCAAUUCCAUGCGCCUCAGAAUCACAUUCUUUGGCGCUUAGUGAUAUCUCAGGCCUUCAGACUAGCUCCCCCUGGCAGAUUAAGAUACAGGACAUGGAAAUGACCGUAAAACAAAGCAAAACAAUGACGGGCACACAGCCGCUUCGCUUCAGCGCUGUGCUCGACACUGGUCCAGGAAAUAGCGUUAUGCUCAAAUUGGUUGGUAUGGAUCUCCUGGAUUUUUCACAGAGAUGCAUUUCAAGUUUCAAGUUGUAUUAGUCAUAUGUACUGGAUACACAUGGUAUACACCAUCCAACGAAAUGCAACAACAAUUAAAAAAAAAAAAAAGAUACAAACAUAAAGCGCACAGUCACACACACACUUUGUAUGAAAUUUAAGAAACAGUAGCUAAUAGACUGGACCAAUUUUAUGAAAACAAUCAUAUUCAUAAUAAUAACUAUCCUACACAAUACCGGUUCAAGCAACUAUUUCGAACGUAACAUGUUUGCGUCUUUCUAAAAAAAUGUUUUGGCAUCGUCAUCAUCCUGCGACUACCAACUCUCUACUAGUCAGUGAACGGAGAACCGAGAGCACUAUCGCUUGAGGUAGCGGAGUGCAUCAAGUGGAUAAACUGUCUAAUUUUCAGCUAAUUCCCCUUCAGUGCUGUUCGGACACGGACCAUACACCAUCCCCAAGUGGAUUUUUUUUGUCUGUGGGUGACCCGAACUGUUGGACGAAUUAAAAAAAAUAUUAUAAUUUGGCAUCAUAUCUAAGCAGAAAGGAAAGUAUUUAGAGUGGUAUCCGAGGUUAGCCAGUUGGCUAACUGGGAAGGUUGCCUAGCUAGCUACUGCUGAGAAAAUACGAAGCAGAGGGAGACCCCAGCGGCAAAAAGGGCCAUCGACGUGAGCUGUAUCCUGAAGAGGAGCGCUCCGUUUUUCUGGACACAUCAAGAGGAGCCGGAGUCCAUUUAGCUGUGUUCUACUCUGAUAAUUUCGCAGUGAGUCCUCAAUAACUCCUCGGUGCUCAGGCCCUCCACAGACAAACAGAAUGGAAGAGGAGAGAGAAGGCCAUUAAGGACUCCAAGAGAUAUAUAUACAACAAUGUUGUGCUUUUCUCUCUUAAUGAAAGCCAGGAAGUGGGACCACCAAAGGUUCUUUCUCUGAAUAACAGCUUUUUUUCACACGGAUUGUGGUGGUGAUGGAGAAUGUUGCCUCCACUGACAGCCCUAACAGAGGGGCCAGGCCGGGAGAGGAGAGGAGAGGAGAGCAACCCCCAGUGUGGCCUGACCGAGAGACUCAAUGCCAAGCCCUUCUCCUCCUCAGACAGCCUAGUGAAGGUCCAGGAGGUAGCAAGCUGGCUUUUGGAAAUGAACCAGGAUCUGCUGUCGGGGGGCAGCAGGCGGGGCCUGGGGGGCCGGCGAGGGGGCCCGGGGGCCCAGCGAGGUAACGCCUCCUCCUCGGCCCGGACGCCCCAGGGCCAGCAGCCUGGAGAGGAGGCCGACGAGGAGGAGCACAUGAACCGGGUGGUGGAGGACCAAGAACACCAGCAGUCCAGAGUCCAGCCUGCGGCCUCGGCAGGGGGGGAAGGAGUGGAAGAGCCGUGGACCUCCAGGCAGAAUGGGCCCCAGGGAGACGGGGAGGAUGGAGGAGGAGUACCCAACGAGGUGAACGGAGGAGUGACUAAGGGCGGCAGGUGGAUGUGGGAGGCGGAGCGACGGCAACAGGGGGGGGGUGAUGAGGAGGAGGAGGAAGAGGAGAACAACAACAGUGGCAGCCAGCAGGGAGAGGAGGAGGAAAGGACAGAGGGAGGCGCGAGAACGGGGAGGGAGGAGGAGGACGAAGAGGAGAUGGACCAGGACAGUGAUGACUUUGAGCAUUCGGAGGAGAGUGGGAGGGAGGAGGAAGAGGAGGAGGAGGGGGAGGAUGGCCUCCACUCACCCUCCCUCAGGAGUGAUGCGUCUGUCCCCAACAACAACCUGGACCAGUCCUCGGGGUGCCAACACCAAAGCUCACCCAUCAAGAAGAAGGGUUAUAGCUUCUGCGACCGUAAUCGCAAGCUGUCGGCUGGUGUUUAUGCCCAACGGAGGAUGCUAAUGUAAACAGGAAGGAACCUCAACCCACACUUGUACACAGUGGCAGGCCGUCGCUGUUCAAGGGGCUGAACUACUCAUU